Messenger RNA from Rhopilema esculentum, 4874 nucleotides. Its product is annotated as U5 small nuclear ribonucleoprotein 40 kDa protein. Gene Ontology annotation, molecular function: protein binding; RNA binding. NCBI's taxonomy places the organism in Eukaryota, Metazoa, Cnidaria, Scyphozoa, Rhizostomeae, Rhizostomatidae. The record is from RefSeq and is a predicted model, not a curated record. Gene Ontology annotation, cellular component: catalytic step 2 spliceosome.
GGGAAUGUGCGUCAUGGAACGCUCGAUGAAGUGUGAUUAUUUUUGGGCCUAGUUUUGGCCACGUGAUUUCUUUAACCAGCGAAAAGCUGUAGAUUGCAUCAAGGCGCUGUUCCAUGACGCUAAUGAACUGACUGAAGGAGGAUAAUUUAUAAACCUUGUUUUUAUGGAAACAGGUGAAUAAGAAUCUUACGAAUAAUAUAAGAAUAAGAACGUCAAUUGAAGUACAAACAAGUUAUUGUACUGUUCAAAAUCCUUUUAUAAGUAUGGUGGUAUCCAUGGUCCUGCUCAGCUGUUUUUUAUCAUCAAAAGUGCCCUUUGCAAUAGAAAAUUUAUCGUAGCCUCUGUAGCAACUUUAGCAAAGCAGUUAUCGGUGUUUGAAAUAAAGAUAGAUGGGUGGUGUCCACGGUUUGCUUUUAGUUGCACUGGUUUUGUGCUUCGUCACCCAUAAAUAGAACAAGCUAAUACAAAGAAGCCGUGUUUUUUACAGAAGCGUAGACAGCCUCGAUUGAAAUGUGUUACCAUAGCUUCGGUUUCAAUGAAACAUGCCCGCUUCUUGUUUGCUCCAAAAGCGUUUAUAUAAGCACGUUUGUACUUGUUUGAGUUAACAAUGAUUAUUUUAACCUCUUAUUUGCCUAGGUUAUCAUUCUAAAUACUGCGCAGUUUUAAUUAAAAUUUGUAUAACGAAAUAUGACCGCUAGAAACAUGACGAACAAGCAGUUUUUUGUCAAGAGUGGCGAAGUAAAAAGGGCGGUAAGGCUACAGUUGAUCAUGGAAAGUGGAGAAUACAUCAUAACUUUAUAACAAAACACAGGCCUUGUUUACUGUGUUACUAUGCAAAACAUCCUUUAUAGGAACUUCAACCAUUUGCCACGGUACUCUGGUCACCAGAGCAUUGCAAAGAGGCCUCUCCUUUUACAUCUCUGCAACCUCAUUAUGACGCUUUAGUAUUGCCAUGGAAACCUCGUGUUACUUGAACUUGUAACUUAAAAAAACCAUUUUAUAGCUCCCUCUCUACCAUGGCCUGCAGUAAGCUACGUCAUAUAAUCACUUGUCUGAUUACAGCACAGGGUAUCAGAAUUUACACGUUUUGCUAAUAUGUAUUUGAAUGCUUAUGAAUAAUUGUACACAUGAUUACAAAAUUGAAUGCCUUCAAACAUAAAAUGUAAUUACUAUUGAAAGGUCUCUCAAAAUUCGUUUGCUGUUUUUUGUUUUGCUUGAACAAAGGAAAGGUUUGUUGUUUUAGCCAGAGGACAGUUUUUCUUUCGAUCAAGUCAGCUCUGCGAAGCAAAGUAGUUGAAAAGUUAAAGGAUUCAGACUGAUGCAGCUGGUUUUAUUAGCAAAUCCUUACUUGAUUUAUUUAUAAGAGAGAAGAGUAUAGAUCAUGUCGCUGUUUGAGGAGGAUAUGAGCACAGGAUAAGGUUUCUAAGAGUUUGGAUUUACUAGGAAGAUUAUACUUCUCUAUGGUCUGACCGUUUGCUGCUUUUGCUUUGUAAACAACAGUGAAUUGCCACGUAAAGUAUAAAGAUUUGUGCAGUCUUGGAAGAUACCGUCUGUCGAAGUUUUGUAGUUUUACAGCGAGAAACAGCAGCAGUCUUAUAAACUGGAGGAGACAUUGAAGCAAGGCUGUUUCAGUGGAUUUCGCUUCAUUACCAACAGGUUCUGUUUAAUCAAAAUAAUUUCCUCAAAUCAAAUGAGCGACUCCGCAACGCAGCAUUUUUCAACUGCCAUUGCGACCGUUAUUCAAUUUGCGUUCGAUCUCACCGGAGAAUACCAAGCUGACGAUAAAAAUUCGUUUAAGGGAUGCGAUGAAAAUGAGUGCGUUCUUGAUAAUGAACAAUAAAUAGCAAAUUUCUAUUCGGCGUCUUAAUCCUGUUGACCAAACUAAGUAUGGAAGUUGCUGAAAUGUGUUUGCGCCGUCCAAAUCCAAGAGAUUUUCGAAAAUGAUACCGAGCUUGUAGUGAAAAGACAAGAUGAAAAAGAUUGUAGUGCCGAUGAACAGGAAAAGUCAGAGUGUACAUUGAUAUCAGGAAGCAAAGAUCGGAGGAUAACUCUUUUACCGGCUAACUCUUUUACUCUAUCAAUCUUGACCGAAAGUAUUUAUGUUCUGCAGAGGCUAAUUUGACUAAGGUGAAAGGGACAAACAGCACCUAUCAGAUCUUAUGGAAGAUCAAUCAUAAGAAUUUGCCAAAAAUUUGAAGAAAUAUUUGAAACAGGAGUUUUGAAACAAAGUUUGCUUUGAACACGUGCGACUUGAGUCACGUUAAAAGACGAAGGCGAAGCCUACCCGGUUUUCUGGUUUUGAAGUACAUCCAGGCCCGACUGCAAUGCUGAAACUAAGAAUAGAUUCAUUGUACCCUUUCGGGAGCGUAAUUGCUGACAAAUGACACAAAGUGAUAUCAUUCAGGGAGUCGCAAAAUGUACCAAGAGAGAACCUCAUGCGCAAAAGUACAAAAAUAAAUCAUAGCAGUUAAUCAAGUCGAAAAAGCAGUUAAUCAAGGACAGAGCUUGGUAUUCGUCGAUUUCAAAACAAGUUUCAGGACAAGUUUCAGGACAAGUUUCCGGACAAGUUUCCGGACAAGUUUCCGGACAAGUUUCAGGAACGAUUUGUGCUCUAGUUUUGGUCUUUAGAAUUCAUGCUCGAGUGAAGUACUCUAUGGGUUGAUAAACCGUUGGAUUCAAUAUUGAAUAGGGAUAAUUAAAAACACAAGAAGUACACUUGUGGCCUCAACCAUCAUAAAAUUCCUACGAGUUUACAGUAUUUUUAUGACCCAGUUGGAGCCAUUUUCGAAUAAAUUUUGAAUAAAGGGGUUUUUCUUGAGCCGUAUCGACAAGUUAGGAGACUAUUUCCUGUCAGCUGUUCUUCUUCGACGUGUGCAUGUAAAGACGGAAGCCAACAAGCAUUAAGGCGUUAAUGAAUUUUUUUAUACUGGUAUGGAUUCAUAAAUACAAAAAUCGAGGUUUCUAUAAGAGAAUAACGAGCAACUUGCAAAAAGAAAGACUUCACGUAUUGUUUUAUUGAUAAUGACUGAAGGCAAGAAAUCGCGUACCAGCAAAAUAUAUGAAAAGAAAGCUUCAUGGCUCUAUUGAUUUGACACACGUACUAGCAGGUUUGAAUAGAUUUGUCAAUACAUCUUCACACUGCUUUCACCGAAAUCAAAUUGGCGUCGACCACAAAUGGCAUCGUACACCAUUGAAAUUAUCGUAUAGCUAUUGCACUAGACUAUAGUGCCAGUAAAUAAGCUAUAAACAAAGGUAACUAAACGGACGCAACAAGGCAGUCGUUAAAGGAAAUUAGUGACUUGUUACAUGAUUAACAACAUAAAGGGAAACCUGUUUUUUCGAUUGAAGACUGCAGAUACUCAAAAUGGAUUACUGAAGUGAAAGCAUCGGUUGGUUUAUAGCAGCUCAAAAGCCUGCAUCAUUGGAAGUAGAAAAUCUAGGAAUAAUUGGCUUUCUGAAUGUCUUCGAUGUUUUCGCAGUAAAGCACAGUUGAAAUUAGAAACACAGAGCCGCGUGGUGGUAGCUUCAAAUUGUCAUAAUCUUCGGUUUCCAACUAACAGCGUCAUAAUGUUCCGAGAAAUUCGGAGAAGAAGGAAUACUUGACGAUGGGCAUAACCUGUGGCCGCAUUACAAAAGUCAACGCAAGCGGUCCACAAAGAUCGUCUGCUUUGGAGUCACCAAUCAUGCUCCUGACUGGACACGGCGGAGAGGUAUUUUCCGCAAAAUUCCAUCCAUCAGGAGACACGGUUGCAUCUGGCGGGUUUGACAGGCUGAUUUAUCUAUGGAACGUAUAUGGAGAAUGCGAGAAUUUCGCUGUGUUAAAAGGACACACAGGUGCUAUAAUGGAGCUGCAUUAUUUCAACGACGGAGGCACACUAGUUUCCUGUUCUACCGAUAAAACUAUAGCAUGUUGGGAUUACGAGACUGGAAUGAGAAUAAAAAGGCUUAAGGGCCAUUCUGCCUUUGUAAACAGUUGCUGUCCGGCAAGACGGGGGCCUGAGUUGAUAGUGAGUGGCUCAGAUGAUGGCACUGUUAAGUUGUGGGACCGGAGGAAGAAAGGAGCUCUACAAACUUUUCAAAACACAUAUCAGGUGACGUCAGUCUGUUUUAACGAUACAAGUGACCAGGUGUUCUCCGGUGGAAUCGACAAUAUAAUCAAGGUUUGGGAUCUUCGUAAAAAUGACGUUCUUUACAAAAUGCGUGGACAUACCGACACGGUUACCGGUUUCAGGCUCAGUCCGGACGGAUCCUUUUUACUUUCAAAUGCAAUGGACAAUACAGUGCGAAUCUGGGACAUUAGGCCGUAUGCUCCGACAGAGAGAUGCGUAAAAGUAUUCACCGGGGUACAGCACAAUUUUGAAAAAAAUUUGCUGAAAUGUUGUUGGUCACCAGACGGGCGGUUCAUUGCUGCUGGGUCUGCAGACAGAUUUGUUUACGUGUGGGACACAGUUACAAGAAGAAUACUUUACAAAUUGCCCGGUCAUGAUGGCUCAGUGAACGAUGUCGAUUUUCACCCAUUAGAGCCCAUUCUUCUUUCGUGUGGAAGCGACAAGAAGUUGUACCUCGGAGAGCUGCAGGCCUAGGAUAACCAGUCUGACUAAACGGGCAUAAAAGAUCUUGUUUAUUGAAACAGACACAGGGCCAAUUUAAGAGCAGAAGGUUUUACAAAGCCGAUUUGACUGUCUUCUGGCCGUACCUAGGAACUGCUUUGAAGGUACAAAGUCGGACAGAGACAAAAAGCGCUCUGAUGCCUUAAACCAACUUCAUACGUCAUGUUUAUAAAAAGACUCCUUAACUGCAGAAUCAGCAGUUUUGUGUAGCAAUUUCUAGUUGUUUUUUUUAUUUUGAACUACAAAUGAAAAAUUAUAGAACAA